Messenger RNA from Paramisgurnus dabryanus, 7280 nucleotides. RefSeq names its product translocated promoter region b, nuclear basket protein (gene tprb). Gene Ontology annotation, biological process: regulation of mitotic spindle assembly; protein import into nucleus; mRNA export from nucleus. NCBI's taxonomy places the organism in Eukaryota, Metazoa, Chordata, Actinopteri, Cypriniformes, Cobitidae. The record is from RefSeq and is a predicted model, not a curated record. Gene Ontology annotation, cellular component: nuclear pore. Gene Ontology annotation, molecular function: structural constituent of nuclear pore.
GAGACACGAAAAAUGGCGGCUGUGUUGCAGCAAAUAUUGGAGCGGUCUGAGGUAUCGAAACUCCAAAAACCUGUCCUGACUAAACUGGAGAAGUACAUUUCGGAUCAGCAAUGUGAAAUUGAUUCUCUGAAGGCACAACAGGAGCAAUAUCGAGUGGACAGUGAACAACAGUAUUUCGACAUCGAGAAAAAGUUCGGAGAGAGCCAAGCUCAGUUUGUGUCCCAAACUCAGGAGCACCAGAUACUGAAAGAGGACUACAUUAAACUGGAGAAUGAUUUGAAGCUUUUACAAGAGAAAAGUAAGGAGCAAGCGUCUUCCUACGCUAAACUCGAAUCACAACAGAAUGAACUAUCCAAAGUCAAAGAUGAGCUUGAGGCGGAGAAGAGGGAGCUUGUGCGGACGUUGGAAAGAAGAUCUCAGGAGAUGGAACACCAAAGCGAGGACCUGAAGCGUCUUAAUGAAAGACUGAUGGAGGUCAGUGGAGAGAAGAUGCAGUUUCAGCUCAAACUGGAUGAAUCUGAAGCGUCUGAAGUUUCGAUCAAGUAUAAAGAGAAACGAAUGGAGCAGGAAAAAGAUCUACUCCAAGGUCAAGUGACCUGGCUAAACACUGAGCUCAAAGCCAAGAGUGAGGAGCUGCUUUCUCUCUCACGGCAGAAAGGCAGUGAGAUACUGGAGCUCCAAUGCAACCUUAACAACAAGGAGGAUAAGAUUGCCCAACUUCAAGAUCAGGUGAACAGUCUAAAGGCGUCCAAUGAGAACCUUCAGAGGCAAGCAGAGGAAAUGAACUCCAAACUAAAAGAGGCGAAGGAGCACCAAGCCAGUUUGGAAGAGAAGUUCAGCAGUGAAAUCAAUGCAAAUAUCAAACUUUCCAAUUUGUAUAAGGGAGCAGCGGCUGAUGCUGAGGCAAAGAGUGAGGAGCUCAGCAAAGCUGUGGAGGAACUUCACAAGCUGCUCAAAGAGGCUGGAGAAGCACAUAAAGCGCUGGAGAUGAAGAUGGUGGAGCUGGAGGGUUGUAAAGACAAGGAAAUUUCUGAACUAAAAGAAAAAAUCAGCAGCCAGGAGAAGGAGUUGGACAAUGCUAAUGCAUUGCUGUCUGAUGCCAAACACAGAGUACCCUCUUCACGUCUCACAGAAGAGCUGGUGACCACCAUGUCCCCCACUGCAUCUGCAGUAGCUAAAAUCAUCAAACCAGGCAUGAAACUGACAGAGAUAUAUACAGCAUAUGUAGAGGCCCAAGAGCAGCUGCAACGGGAAAAGCUCGAGAACAAACGUCUGCACAAAUACCUGGAUGACAUCGUUCAGGAGAUGGAAGCCAAAGCGCCCAUCCUCAAGAGGCAGAGAGAGGAACAUGAGCGCUUGCAGAAGUCUGUCUCCAGUCUUUCUGCUAAACUAGAGCAAGCUGUUGCGGAGGUCCACCGCUUGCAGAAGGAGGCAGAUGAAGCCAACAAAGGUUCUUCUGUGCUGACAAGAGAAAACCAAAGGCUUGAAGUUCAGCUUGCUGAUAUGGCUCAACAGGUCCGUGUCCUCCUGAUUGAACUGGAGGAGGCACGUGGUAAUCAUGUGAUGCGUGAUGAGGACGAUAGUUGUUCGGCUGAUGUGAGCAGCACUUCGGAGGUAAUCUCUCAGCAUCUGGUCACCUUCCGCAACAUCGAAGAGCUCCAGCAGCAGAACCAGCGUCUCUUGGUGGCCCUCAGAGACCUUAGUGAGUCAAAAGAGAAGGAUGAGUUGGAGGGAGACACCAUGAGACGCAGUGAGGUGGAGAAAUACCUAGAGGAGCUUCAGCACGAGUUGGAGCAAUUAAAGGAUAAGAGAGCUCAAGACUUGCAAAAAGUUGAUGCCGUUGCGCGACAGAGAGACAUGUUCCGCAUGCUGCUGGCCCAGACCACUGGCGUCACCUUCCCACAGCUAGGUGGGACAUUGCACGGUGCUGUCACAGAAGAGCUGAUGCUGACCUCCACCCCACGCCGAUCUCCAGCCAUCACGCCCACUACAGGCACCCCUACAGGACUGGUUGCCACGGCAAUAGAGUCUACGGAGUCCGUAGAGGCCAAGGCUGCCUUGAAGCAGCUGCAAGAAGUCUUCAUGUCUUACAAGAAGGAAAAAACUGACUCUGAGAAGUCUCUGGCUGAGCAAAGUGAUAAACUUCAGGUCCAAGUGACUGAACUGCGCUCUGAAAACACCAAGAUCUCUACGCAGCUUGAGUUUACGUCCAAACGGUAUGAAAUGCUUCAGGAUAAUGUUGAGGGAUACCGUAAGGAGAUCGCUUCUCUAAAUGAGAAGACCCAGAAACAGGCUGCAACAAUUCAGCAGAAUGAACAGACCAUACACACCCUCACCCACGACCUGCGAGCAGCAUCUGAGAAACGUGCACUUGCUGAGUCUGAAGCCGAGAACUUGCGUAAAGAGAGAGACAUGUUGAAAAUGGUGGAGGCCAGGCUGACCCAGGAAAAAGAGUCUAUUCAGGCCCAACAGCUUGGUCAGAGUUUGCUGCUGACCAACCUCAAGUCAAUACAGGCAACUUUGGAGCGCUCCGAGACUGAGGUCAGGCAGCGUAUGACUGCUCAGGUCGAGAAGCAGGAGAGAGAGAUCACUCAACUGCAGAAGAGACUGGAAAACGAAGUAGAGCAAAAACACCUGUUGGCACGCAAUCAAGAUAUGCAGCUGAUGGAUGCUAAGAAGCAGCUGGAAGCACAAGCAGCUCAGCACCAGAGGACCAGAGAACAACUUGGUGCUGCCCAGUUGGAGCUCGACAAAUUGAGGUUGCAGAUGAGUAGCGGUGAGAGUCGUAUGGUGUCCCCAACUGCACACACAGGCCUGCAAAGCGGUGAGGGUGAAGUGGAGACUCUGCGUGCCCAGCUGAAUCAGGCAGGAAAAUGGACGGAUGAGCUUUCCGAACGCCUGAAAAGCACCACUGCAAGUAUGGAGCAGUACAAAUCCAUGUGUCUGAACCUGGAGGAAUCUCUGGAUAAAGAGAAACAGGUGACAGAGCAGGUGCGCAAAUCUGUGGAAAACCAGGUGGAGGCAGUUCAGGAGCAGUACAGGCAGCUGGAGCAGAAACUUCAAGAGGUGGACAAAGAGAAUCAGAGCUUGCAGGAGGAGAAGAACAAAGCAGUUGCUGCCGUAGAGCAGGAGCUGAGCACGCUGAGAAAGUCUCUGAGCAGCCUCCAGGCGGAGCACCAGAGUGCCUUAGAGAGAGCCUCCAUUGCUGUAGCCCAGGAACAACAGGCCAUCUCUGAUGGUCAGGAGCAGGCCAGGUUGGCGGCCGAAGCGCAGGAUAAGUACGAGAGGGAGAUGUUGCUGCAUGCAGCCGAUGUGGAGGCCCUCCAGGCUGCCAAAGCUCAGACUCAGCAGGCUUGUCUUCUCAAACAACAGCUUGAGGAGAAGAUCCAGAGCACCAGUGCACAGCUGCUGGAGGCUCGCAUCUCUUGGGAGGAGCAGGAGAAGAUUCUUAAGGAGGAGCAGUGCAAGUUAGAGUCUCGAUGUGAGGAUCUGCAAAAACAGAACACCCUCCUCCAUGAGCAGAUUCAGACUUUGAGUGGACAGAUGGCCAGUCAGCUGCAGCGUGCGACCACUGAGAGUCCACUAAACAUCUCACUGACAGAGGAAGGCAAGUCUCAGGAGCAGCUUCUAGAGAUUCUCAGGUUUGUGCGGCGAGAGAAGGAGAUAGCAGAGUCUCGGUUCGAGGUUGCUCAGGGCGAGAGUCUGAGGCACAGGCUAAGAGUGGAGCAUCUGGAGAGAGAGCUAAAGGACCUGCAGGAGAACCUGAAUGCUGAGAGAGAGAAGAUGCAGGUCACUGCAAAGACGCUGGCCCAGCAUGAUGAGCUCAUGAAAAAGACAGAGACCAUGAAUGUCCUCAUGGAAACCAAUAAGAUGCUGAGAGAGGAGAGGGAAAAGCUGGUCCAAGAGCUGGAGGAGACUCAAGCUAAGGUACGCAAACUGGAAUCAGACCUCUCACCCAUGCAAGAGUCCAUCACAGAGCUGAGCGAGAAGAGCGGUGUCUUGCAGUCAGAGAAGAAGCUUCUGGAAGAUGACAUUAAACGCUGGAAAGCCCGCACUCAGCAUCUGGUAAGCCAGCAGAAAGACACUGACCCAGAGGAGUACAAGCGCAUGCACUCUGAGAGGGAGGUGCAUGUCAAACGUAUCCAGCAGCUCACGGAGGAGACAAGCAGGCUCAAAGCUGAGGCUAGCAGGAACAGUGGCUCUUUGACCACACUACAGUCUCAGGUACAGAACCUGAGGGAGAACCUUGGGAAGGUGAUGGUGGAGAGAGACAAUCUAAAGAAGGACCAAGAAGCCAAAGUUCUGGAUAUCCAAGAAAAAGUCAAAACCAUCACGCAGGUGAAGAAGAUUGGCCGGCGGUAUAAAACUCAGUAUGAAGAGCUCAAGGUUGAAUAUGACAAGCUGGUUGCCGCAGCAGCUUCUGCACCAGUGCAGGAUCAAGAGGCCCAGCAGGCAUCCGCUCAAGAACUUCAGGGCCUGAGAGAGUCCCUCAGCCAGUCAGAGAACAGGGCAAGGGAACUUGAUGGCCAGUUGGAGAACCUCAAUAGAGUUGUGGGUGAGCGGGAAGCGGAGUCACGCAACGCACAGGAACAGGCCUCUCGUCUGCAGGGGGAACUAACACGCCUCAGACAGGAGCUUCAGGAGAAAUCUUCUCAAGAGGAGCGACUCAAACAGCAGCUGGGUGAAAAGGAGGAGAGGACCAAGAAGGCUAUAGUUGUGGCAAAGCAGAGGAUCAGCCAGCUUACAAACAUUAAGAAUCAGCUCCAGUUGGAAAAUGAGGAGCUUAAGCAACAAAAAGAAGAACUGGAUGUACGUGUGAGCGCGCUAAAGUCCCAAUACGAGGGGCGUCUGAGCAGACAGGAGAGGGAGCUGCGAGACCUUCGCGAGCAGCAGGAGAGACAUGGAGAACAGAGAGAUGAGACUCCAGAGCAGGGCUCCAGCAAGACCCAGGAACAGCAACGGACAACAGAACAGCGACAGAUCUCUCUGAAGACCACACCAGUGGCUGAAAGAGGAAGCGCAAGCACUUCAGAACCUCCAACUGCCAACAUAAAGCCCACACCACUGGCAGCAACUCCCAGCAAGCCUCCUGCCAUCCCAGGGAACAAGUCCACCCCAAGGGCCAGCAUCAAACCCAUGAUCACACCUGCCCCAGUGCCCACCCCUACACCCACGGCCACAGUCAUGCCUACGACACAGGUGGAGAGCCAGGAAGCCAUGCAGUCAUCCGAGGGGCCGUUGGAGCACGUGACCGUGUACGGCAGUGCUAGCGGUUCAGUGCGCUCAACCAGCCCUAACGUUCAGCCCACGCUGGCUCAACCUUUGUCGAACGUUCAGCAGCAGAACCAAGCCACUGCUUUCAUCCAGCCCACCCAGCAACAAUCGCAGCCCCUCGCUGAACCGUCCAAUCAGGAAUCGACAGCUGCUGUUUUGAUGCCGGUCUCACAGUUAGAGAGGCCUCUUUCCACAUCCACGGGACUCUGGAGUGCCACUGCUAGCACAAGCAAUGCUAGUGCAGUGACAGCCUCUCCUAAUAACCCCUUGACCAAACGCCCCCGUGAAGAGGAACAGGAGAGUAUGUCUGCUGACACACAGUCCCAGGAUGAGCCAAACGAGACCCCGAUUUGCAAGAGGGUCCGCAUCUAUAGAGUGGAGCUGGAGGAAGAGGGUCUGGCUGAGGAGAGCACUGAGGCUGAGAGCGUUGUACCGGGGGAGAGCCAAGAUGCCCCAGAUGCCGGAAUGUUUCAGACCACCUAUACUUUGGAGAUGAUGGAUGAGAUGCCAGGACCGUCUCAGUCUGUUCCUGGUGACCAACUUCUGCCACUUUCCUCUGAAAGUCAUCGAAGCCCAGAGGGGCCUGAACAUAACGUCAUAAUCAUUGGUAGUGACACAGACUCUGAGGAAGAUCGUGAAGAAACCGACGAGGAGGAAGAAGAGCCGGAUUAUGGUGAGGAGGAUGAGGAAGAGGAUGAUGAAGAUGAUGACGAAGAUGAGGAUGGUGGCAUUGGAGAAGAGGGAGAGGACAGCAAUGAAGGGAGUGGCAGCAGAGAUGGUGACGAGGCGUACGAAGGCGACGACACAGAGGGUCCAGAUCCCACAGAUCCAGGCACAGAGACAGAGGAAAGUCUUGGAGCUACAGACUCCACCCAACGUCUGGCAGAUUCUCAGAGCACCAGCUUUGAAAUAGACACAUUGGAAGCCUUUGGAGCUGACCCACCUGUCACCAGCUCCGCCCCCCGACCACCACAAUCACCCAGAAGGCCGCAGCACUCUCUUCCAACUCGACUAAAUGUCUCAUCUGCUCAAGAGUUUGGACAACCUACUCAAGUCCAGCGUCUCCCAGCUCGUCGUCAGUCAGUAGGCAGAGGCCUUCAGCCUAUUACCGGAAUGGCUAGUAGUGCACAGCAGCAUUUUUUCGAGGAUGAUGACAGGAUGGUCCCCAGCACUCCUACGCUGCUUCCUCCUCGUUCAGAGGGAUUUGCUGAAGCAAUGCAUUAUCAACAGGUCGCAGGUGUAACGCGGUUCCGCUUUGGCUCUUCAGAUGACGUCCCGCAGACCAGCUCCUCCCAUUCAGACUUCGGCCAAAUGCCUUCACAAGGUUUAGGCAUGUAUGAAAGUUCUGUUUUUCUUGGAGGUCAUGAGGAAGAAUCUGGGGGCCGCAGUGUGCCCACAAUGCCACUACUACAGAUCGCCAGUACAGAACCAACACUUGUGCCUAUUUUUACCAUAUCUUCUGAAGUGAGCGAACAUGCUUCUCAGUCUGUGCCCAUGGUGAGCACCUCCACUCCAGGGCUUAGCGCUCCGGCAGGUCCUAGUGGAGUUGAGGACAGAGAUGAUAUCUUUCUGGAUGCAGGAGACAGCAGUGCUGAAGCUUCACUUGAGCCUGUGUCUCAGACUGAGGGAGAGGAAGCAGCCCAGCCUUCAGAUGAGGCCAGCCUACCCUCCACUAGCCAGGAACCUUCUUCUAGCUCUGCAGACACAAGCAGCUCUUCCAAAGCCAGGACGGGGUCCGGCAGACAGUGGACUGGCGGUCGUGGUACCCGGAGUUUCGUAAAGAGGAGGGGUAAGAUCAUGAUUAGAUCAUGAUCUUUUUAGCCUUUACUCAGUCUGGCAAAUAAAUCUGGAUGGACCAGGUGUAAUGGGUGUGAGGGGACGUUUUGCCCGAUGAAGCAUCUCUCUAUUAUUCCAGUCAUUGCAGCAUCACCAUGUGAACUAAGAGUUUCAGACAUCAUUGCAUUGUUCUGUUUAAAGGCUUAAGUCAAUAAAUUAUAGUAGGUUUU